Messenger RNA from Mesocestoides corti, 1491 nucleotides. NCBI's taxonomy places the organism in Eukaryota, Metazoa, Platyhelminthes, Cestoda, Cyclophyllidea, Mesocestoididae. The record is from the annotation of a GenBank genome assembly.
AUGCAACCGUCUAAUUCUUCCCCUGCUACCAUGCGGUCCCUGGUGCUAUUGCGCUCCACCACGACUGGUCGUGGAGCGCUGCCGAAUCCCGACGGUGUGUCCACCAAGCAGCCGGACGUCGUGAGCCUCGGCUCGGCUGCUGACGUCGUCUCCACAAACUCGUCGACAACCUCCUCGGCGCAGAACCCCGUCGCGUCUAACCUCGGUCCACUCACCAACUCCUACAAAGUCGUCAGCACCACAGCUGAAGGCGACAUCACAUCGACCAGCUCCGGCACCAACGACCCCUACUUCUCCACACUCUCCGAGGCGACCGCGUUUGGAGGUGGCUUCCAGCAGUCGUCGGCUAGCAUCUACUCUAAGCUGGGCUGGAGCCAGGAACAAGCGUGUCUAGCCGACUCGUACGUCGCCUUCCUAACCGCCGUCGCACAACAUCGCUGUUGGACGUCGUCCACCACCGACCCUUCGGGCGUCGCCACCACCUCCACUGAGAAUGGGUUGUCCGACGUCGGAGGCUGUGAAGUCUCUGGUGACGAGACUGUCACGAGCAGCACUACGGAAACUCUCGUUAUUCCACCUCGUGACCCUUCCCUCACGUCUCUAGAUACUCCGGCCUGCGAAUGGCACCAACUUGUGAUAGCGUGCGUUCUCACACUGAUUCAACACGAUCACACUGUGGAACAGUGCGCGGAAUUGGAUGAAGCACCCAAGUGCUGUUUGGCUGCGGCAUUCCUCUCGGCUCGCGUCCUCUCCGCCUCCCCAAUCGCCGUGUUCCGUUGCCACGCGGUGGAGUUUGGCGUCUUCGAUUUGAUCACCCGUGCGUGGCGCGACGCCUCGUCGUCCACACCCUUCAACGGUCCGGUGACGCGGGCGGUUUGCCUCUCGGCCAUUGAGAUUCUUGUCAACCACCACGACGCCGACGUCAGCUCUUGCUGUGUCAAAACCCUCAUGCCCCAGGUGUUCCACUGGCUCUACGAGCUGUCAGUGACCAUUUCCAGUUCUCCUCCACGUCCGAGCGUAGUCAACGACCCCACGGAUCCUCGACUCCUCCUCCACAACGUAUUUAUUGCCCGUCUGGAGGAGGCCGUGGAAGCAGCCAUCUCGGUCUCCGUGAAUGUCGUCGACAUCGCCGAGGCCUCGGGCAGGCAUAACCUCCUGGUCAUCCUCCUGCCGCUCUUCUGUGAUCUCCUCCAAGACGACGUGACCACCAAACCUCCAGGACUUCUCCGCACCGUCCACAACCUGGCCCUCAACAACCUCCUUGCUCUAGGAAGCCGCUAUCCAGCCGAGUUUCGCCACGUUGUCGCCAAGGUCACCAGCCUCAAACCGAGGAUUGAGGCGGCGUUGAAAGCCCAGACGGUAUCUACUUCGGCGUCGGCGACGGCUGCUGCCGCUUCGUCGUCGUCGGUUCCUUCUUCUUCAUCCGCCUCCGUCAACCCACCUCCAGCUGCCGCCAUCAAACUGAAAAUGGAGUUCUCCAACUUCAUCUAA